This is a messenger RNA of Miniopterus natalensis, 10582 nucleotides long. The record is from RefSeq and is a predicted model, not a curated record. NCBI's taxonomy places the organism in Eukaryota, Metazoa, Chordata, Mammalia, Chiroptera, Miniopteridae.
CAGUUAUUUUAUAAUAUCUUUUUUUUGUUCCAUGCAGGCAUUCUUACACCGAAUGAACCAGUGUGCAGCAUCAAAAGUUGACAAAAAUGUCACAGAGGAAACAGUGAAGAUUCUGUUCUCAAACAUUGAGGAUAUCCUUGCGGUACAUAAGGAAUUCUUAAAAGUGGUGGAAGAAUGCUUACAUCCUGAACCUAACGCUCAGCAAGAAGUGGGAACCUGCUUUCUUCACUUCAAAGACAAGUUUCGUAUCUAUGAUGAAUAUUGUAGUAACCAUGAGAAGGCACAAAAAUUGCUUCUUGAACUUAACAAAAUUAGAACAAUCCGGACAUUUCUUUUGAACUGCAUGCUCCUUUCAGGACGCAAGAACACAGAUGUGCCCCUGGAAGGGUAUUUAGUAACACCGAUACAAAGAAUAUGCAAAUACCCUCUCAUCUUGAAGGAGUUGCUGAAGCGGACUCCAAGGAAACACAGUGACUACGCAGCAGUGAUGGAAGCCCUCCAAGCCAUGAAAGCCGUCUGUUCCAACAUCAACGAGGCCAAGAGACAGAUGGAGAAGUUAGAAGUGCUGGAGGAAUGGCAGUCUCACAUUGAAGGCUGGGAGGGGUCCAACAUUACUGAUACCUGCACUGAAAUGCUAAUGUGUGGAGUCUUACUGAAAAUUUCUUCUGGAAAUAUUCAAGAACGAGUGUUUUUUCUUUUUGAUAAUCUUUUGGUGUAUUGCAAAAGAAAACACAGACGGUUGAAGAACAGCAAGACGUCUGCAGAUGGACAUCGGUACCUUUUCCGUGGCCGGAUCAAUACAGAGGUGAUGGAAGUGGAGAAUGUGGACGAUGGCACAGCUGACUUCCAUAGCAGUGGACACAUUGUGGUUAAUGGAUGGAAGAUACAUAACACAGCAAAAAAUAAAUGGUUUGUGUGUAUGGCAAAAACACCUGAAGAGAAACACGAGUGGUUAGAAGCAAUUUUGAAAGAAAGAGAAAGACGAAAAAGUUUAAAAUUGGGAAUGGAGCAGGACACCUGGGUAAUGAUCUCCGAACAGGGUGAGAAACUCUAUAAAAUGAUGUGCAAACAAGGAAAUCUGAUCAAAGACAGAAAAAGAAAGCUGACUACAUUCCCUAAAUGCUUCCUUGGAAGUGAAUUUGUGUCAUGGCUGUUGGAAAUCGGAGAGAUUCACAGGCCUGAAGAAGGUGUUCAUUUGGGACAAGCUUUAUUAGAAAAUGGAAUUAUACACCAUGUUACUGAUAAACAUCAAUUCAAACCAGAACAGAUGUUAUAUAGAUUUCGCUAUGAUGACGGAACAUUUUAUCCAAGAAAUGAGAUGCAGGAUGUGAUUUCAAAGGGUGUAAGAUUAUAUUGCCGUCUUCAUAGUUUAUUUACUCCAGUGAUAAGAGAUAAAGAUUACCAUUUAAGGACCUAUAAAUCUGUAGUCAUGGCCAACAAACUGAUAGACUGGUUAAUUGCACAGGGGGAUUGCCGCACCAGAGAAGAGGCCAUGAUAUUUGGGGUUGGACUCUGUGACAAUGGAUUUAUGCACCAUGUCCUUGAAAAAAGUGAAUUCAAAGAUGAACCUCUACUUUUCCGUUUUUUUGCGGAUGAGGAAAUGGAAGGAUCCAAUAUGAAACAUCGACUUAUGAAACAUGAUUUAAAAGUUGUGGAAAAUGUUAUAGCUAAAUCAUUAUUGAUUAAAUCCAAUGAAGGAAGCUAUGGUUUUGGGUUAGAAGACAAAAAUAAAGUUCCAAUAAUUAAGUUGGUAGAAAAGGGGUCUAAUGCUGAGAUGGCUGGCAUGGAAGUUGGAAAAAAGAUUUUUGCUAUUAAUGGUGACCUAGUUUUUAUGAGGCCUUUCAAUGAAGUGGAUUGCUUCCUGAAAUCAUGCUUAAACAGCAGAAAACCUCUAAGAGUUCUUGUGAGCACAAAGCCAAGGGAGACCGUGAAAAUCCCAGAUUCAGCUGAGGGGCUUGGAUUCCAGAUCCGCGGCUACGGCCCAUCCGUUGUGCAUGCGGUAGGAAGAGGAACUGUGGCUGCAGCAGCCGGUCUUCACCCUGGACAGUGUAUUAUCAAAGUCAAUGGGAUCAAUGUCAGCAAAGAGACACAUGCCAGCGUUAUUGCACAUGUCACAGCCUGCAGGAAGUACAGGAGACCAACGAAGCAAGAUUCCAUACAGUGGGUUUAUAACAGCCUUGAGAGCGCUCAAGAAGACCUUCAAAAGUCUAACGCCAAACCCCCUGGAGAUGAAGGAGGGGAUGCUUUUGACUGCAAAGUAGAAGAGGUAAUUGACAAGUUCAACACCAUGGCCAUCCUCGACGGGAAGAAGGAGCACGUGAGCCUGACGGUGGAUAACGUGCACCUGGAGUACGGGGUCGUGUACGAGUACGAUAGCACCGCCGGGGUCAAGUGCAACGUGGUCGAGAAGAUGAUCGAGCCCAAAGGCUUCUUCAGCCUCACUGCCAAGAUUCUUGAAGCCCUGGCUAAAAGUGAUGAUCAUUUUGUACAAAACUGCACCAGCCUUAACUCUUUGAAUGAAGUGAUUCCUACUGAACUUCAGAGUAAAUUCAGUGCCAUUUGCAGUGAAAAAGUUGAGCACAUAUGUCAGAGAAUAUCCAGUUACAAAAAGUUUUCUCGUGUACUAAAGAAUAGAGCCUGGCCCACCUUUAAACAAGCCAAAUCUAAGCUAUCUCCACUGCACAGCAGUGAUUUCUGCCCUACCAACUGCCAUGUCAAUGUGAUGGAAGUGUCUUAUCCCAAAACGUCGACCUCCCUGGGGAGUGCAUUUGGUGUUCAGUUGGAUAGUAGGAAGCAUAAUUCUCACGAUAAAGAAAACAAAUCUGAACAAGGGAAACUGAGCCCUAUGGUGUACAUUCAGCACACAAUCACAACCAUGGCGGCGCCUUCAGGCCUGUCUCUGGCCCAGCAGGACGGGCAUGGACUCCGGUAUUUGUUAAAAGAAGAAGACUUAGAGACCCAAGACAUCUACCAGAAGCUGCUGGGCAAACUCCAGACUGCACUGAAAGAGGUGGAGAUGUGUGUUUGUCAAAUAGAUGACCUUCUGUCUUCGAUAAUGUAUUCUCCUAAGUUAGAACGGAAGACGUCCGAGUGCAUAGUCCCAACAGACAGUGACAACGAGAAGGCGGAAAGAAACAGCAAACGGGUCUGUUUCAAUGUGGCAGGAGAUGAGCAGGAAGAUUCGGGCCAUGACACCAUCAGCAACAGAGACUCUUACAGCGACUGCAACAGCAACAGGAAUUCCAUCGCCUCCUUCACGAGCAUUUGCAGCAGCCAGUGCAGCUCAUAUUUUCACAGUGAUGAAAUGGACUCAGGUGAUGAACUUCCACUAAGUGUUCGCAUUUCUCAUGAAAAACAGGAUAAGAUACAUAGUUGCCUUGAGCAUCUUUUCAGCCAGGUGGAUUCAAUUACCAAUCUCCUAAAAGGGCAAGCUGUGGUCAGAGCCUUUGAGCAAACCAAGUACUUCACCCCAGGUCGAGGAUUACAGGAAUUUCAGCAGGAAAUGGAACCAAAGCUGAGUUGUCCAAAAAGGUUAAGACUCCACAUCAAGCAAGAUCCUUGGAAUCUUCCCAGCAGUGUCCGGAGUCUUGCUCAGAACAUCAGAAAGUUUGUUGAAGAGGUAAAGUGUAGGAUACUUCUGGCACUUCUUGAAUAUUCAGACAGUGAGCCACAGCUCCGAAGAGACAUGGUUUUCUGCCAGAGUCUCGUGGCCACAGUCUGCGCCUUCUCUGAGCAGCUCCUGGCAGCCUUAAACCAGAUGUUUGACAACAGCAAGGAGAAUGAGAUGGAGACGUGGGAGGCCAGCAGGAGGUGGCUGGACCAGAUCGCCAACGCAGGUGUCCUUUUCCACUUCCAGUCGCUCCUGUCGCCAAACUUGACAGAUGAACAGGCCAUGCUAGAAGAUACACUGGUUGCACUAUUUGAUCUGGAAAAGGUUUCUUUUUACUUUAAACCAUCAGAAGAGGAACCACUGGUUGCAAAUGUUCCCCUUACAUACCAGGUGGAAGGAAGCCGGCAGGCCCUGAAAGUUUACUUCUACAUUGAUAGUUAUCAUUUUGAACAACUGCCCCAACGGUUGAAAAACGGAGGAGGGUUCAGAAUUCAUCCCGUUCUCUUUGCACAAGCACUGGAGAGCAUGGAAGGAUAUUACUAUAGAGACAAUGUUUCCGUGGAAGAAUUUCAAGCCCAAAUAAAUGCAGCCUCAUUGGAAAAGGUCAAACAGUACAACCAGAGGCUCAGAGCAUUCUACUUGGACAAGUCAAAUUCACCACCCAACUCUACAUCCAAGGCUGCCUAUGUUGAUAAGCUCCUGAGGCCUCUCAAUGCCUUGGAUGAGCUUUACCGGCUGGUAGCCUCGUUUAUCAGGUCCAAGCGAACCGCCGCCUGUGCAAACACAGCGUGCAGCGCCUCAGGCGUGGGCCUGCUGUCGGUGUCCUCGGAGCUGUGCAGCAGGUUGGGCGCCUGCCAUGUCAUCAUGUGCAACAGCGGCGUGCACCGGUGCACCCUGAGCGUGACGGUGGAGCAGGCCAUCAUCCUGGCCAGGAGCCACGGGCUGCCCCCGCGCUACAUCAUGCAGGCCACAGACGUGAUGCGGAAGCAGGGAGCAAGAGUCCAGAACACAGCAAAGAACUUGGGAGUCAGAGACCGGACCCCGCAGUCUGCUCCCAGGCUGUACAAGCUGUGCGAGCCGCCUCCCCCAGUUGGAGAAGCAUGAAGAGAACCUCCAGGAACCAGGCGAGCAGAGCUCCUGAGCCUUGGACUAGACAAAGGACAGCCUGGCUAAACAUUCUCCACCCGAUGAAAAAAUGAUUUUUCCUUCUCUCAGAAUCUUUCACCAUGGCAUAAUAACUAAUGAUCAGCUCGUACUUAGAUAUUUGUGCUGGGAAUGGAUAGACCUGCAUUCAGACAACUCAGUUUCACAAACUAAUCCCUCUAUGUAUUGACAUGAACUAUUCAUUUUUAGGGUAAAAGUCAUCCCUGGAAAUUACAGGAAAAAUGUCAGAGAAAAAAAUUAACCAUCGUGCCUCAUCUCUCAUUUCUCAAAAUUACUUCAUUGUGUUUGGUUUCAUCUUCUCCGAAUGGGAACACAUAAUAAUGGAUCUUUCCAUUGGAAGAUGUCUGUCACUGAAGACAUGUGGCCACAUUUUUUCAACUGUGCAGAAAUGUUACAGAAAACAGACUGGUGACCUAAUUCCCAGUCCAUCAUGUGCAUCAGAGGAAGUAGUUUCUGGGUGAAAGGUGAAGAACAUGCUUUCCUCUUUCAAGGGGUGUUUUGGACAGUAGAGAAGAAGAGAGCCAUUGAGGCCUCCAGCAAGACCUUCUUCCAGCUGCUUUCAGGUGUUCUUCGUGUUCUUGGACACUUCCAAUGGCCGGUGCUGUCCUGGGUCUCUGAAGGGGGCAUGGCUUCCUUGGGCCAUGUGUGCUGGUGCUGUUAGAUGUGGCCAGGGCUGGGAAGAGGCAGGGAUUGGGGAGGUAGAAAGGAAGACUAGGGUCAAGGAGGAAAAAAAUAAGUCUAUUUAAAAACUUAACCUUUAACUUAGAGAAAUACCAAAAGCUCUUAAAUUUAUUAAGGCUUUCAUAUAAGAUGUCAGACUCUCAAGAGAAUACACCAUGUCCAGUAUUCUUCUAUCAAGGUGUAUGUAUAAGGUUGAAAAUAAAGCUUUAUUUGUUUAACAUUGAAAGGUCUAUUUGAGACCUUGAUAAUCUAUGGAAGCACAAGGCGUAUUUUGUGCUCAAUGUUUUCAUUUUAACAUUGAUAAAAUAACAUUGUUUUUAGCAUAGUGAAUACAGUAAUAUUGAAUUUAAGUUCACAAUUUUCAAAAUAAUUAAAAUGCCUUUAUUGUGAUUGCUAUAAUUUUAUGACUUUAGACUAAUAUAGUAUGUGAAAUGCUUUUCAUAACUAAAGUAUAUACAAACCAUUAUUAAAUUUUAAUUUAUAAAAUUUGUUCAUGGUUUUCAAGCUAUCAUUAAAAACCUUUAUCACUAGCAGUUGUGUAUUAAGUAACAAAAAUACUGUGUUUACAUAUGUAUGAGAUAGUCAUGUACUGGUCAAAGUAAUAAUUAUUGUUAUUUGACACAGAAGUUCUUAAGACUUUUGCAGUAAGUUUGUAGUUAUGAUGAAAAAUAAAGAAACUAAUAUCAGAGUUUUUGAAGAAAAAGUUGAACACUUUGAAUGUAAUAAAGAGAUGACCUUAACAUAAAUAUCUAUAUUAAGUAUAGUCUUAACUUUUAGGGGUUUAACAUUCUCAAUACUAUCAGCAAGUGAUCCUAAAGGUCCAUGAUACUGGCAAAUUGUGAUUUUUCCCAGACUGAAAAUUUGAGUAUGUUCUUUGUAGGGCUAAUGAGUGAGCAAAACUGAUUAACUAGCAGGUACUUUUCAUAUUGUCAUUAGUGUUUACUAAUCACUAUCCUGGAAGCAGUAAUCGCUUAGGGGGAUGAAAGGGUCAUUUAAACAUUCCAGUCACACUUCGUUAUAUUUCAUGGGGGAAAUUAUCCACUGUUGUGGUAUGUAUAAGUUAGCAUCUUUUUAAGGACUUACAUUCUUUGUAAUAUAAUGUUUUUAGUACUAUUUUAAGGGUUAAACAUAGUGUAAGGAUACCAUCAACUUUAAUAAGUGCUUGGCAUUUAUUAAAUGCUCCAAAGUUAAUAAUGCUUUAUAUUAUCAUCAGUCAUUGUUAUUUUUUAUUAUAUUAAAAUUGUAGAUAACAGUUAAGUAAUGACUAUGUGCCAACCACGUAGUAAUUACUACGUCCAGGUGCUUUGCCCAUACUUUUGUUACUGCUUCACUAAUCCUCCUGAUGCUGACUCGAGGUGAUACUCUUUUCAUAACCCACUUUUUACAGUUGAGGAAUCGAAGCAGAGAUUGGCCAGUGACUGGCCCAGGACUACAUGACUGACAAGUGACAGAACCAGGAUCUGAACCCAGGAAGCCUGCCUUCUUAAUGCAUUACGCUUCUUAUUACCACCAGAACUGUUGUAAUGUUACCAAUUAUUUGUUAGUAAAGUAGGAGUUAUGUGGAGUGUGUUGUCAUUCAAUUAUACAUGUUAUAUUGAGAGAAAAACUGAAUGGAAAUAUGUAAAAUGCCUUUAACAUGUAAAAAUCUUAGGAUUGCCGGGACUUUUACCAUUCUGAAUACACAUCACAUUUUCAGGUAACCCAAUGCUGUUGCAGUUUGAAAAAACUAGGUAUAUUUUUAAAGUCUGGAAUAGUACAUCAUAUAAAAUUUGACUAUGGUUCCAAAGCAGUGGUAACAGUAAAAAAUGUCUAAUGAAUGAAUAAAAACAAUUUUUCAAUGCUAUGGUAUACCUCUGAGUGACAGUGGACAGUUAACUGGCCUUGAGUUUUUAGAACAGGUUUACAUAAAUGCUCAUAUACUCCUCUGUGACUAGUGUACCUUUAAGCGUUGCUAACACCUGCCAACAAGUCUUCCAAGUUCUGGGUUUGGACAUCUGCCUCUCACCACCUAAAAAGGGAGGCCAUGCAUAGAAAAUAUGCUUCUUAACUGGGGACCAGAUUCAAAAGUGCGUGUUAACUAGUAACUCCCAGUCAAUACACCUUAAAUAUUUUAUCUUACAAAGAUUUCUAAUUUCACGCAUUACAAAAUUUAAUAUAAUAUUAGAAGUAUGAGCAAUUUUAGGAGACUAGAAUUUUACAUAUAUUCCCGCUACUAUUUAACAAGGGAAAAAGAAUUGGAAGAAAGGAAACUUUUGUACUAUUUUGCCUUAUAUUGUAGCAUAGCGGUCCCUCGGUUUUCGGAUGCAAUCCGUUCCGGAGACUGUUCGGGUUCUGAAACGUUCGGAAACCGAGGGAUCACCAGCCGACAGCUGGGCUUCAGGAUCUUGCCUUCAGCGGAAGCCUCGUGACGUGUUCGACUUCCGAGGCCUGUUCGAAAACCGAAGCAUUUCCUGCCGGUUGACGGCGUUCAUAAACCGAAGUGGUCAUCAAUGGAGAUGUUCGAAAACCGAGGCACCACUGUGUAUGUAAUGAUGACUUUAAAGUAUAAACUUGAUUGUGUGAGCCAGUAUCCCAGUCUUAGAAGUUUCAUACUAUUUUCUGUCUCUUUAAAUAACAUUAUUCUAGUGGCUUAGAUUUAGUGACCGCUUUUCUUCAGCAACAAAGUUCAAUUUAAAAUUACUUUAAAUUCUUGAUACUAUAAUAUGUAGUUGACCCUUGAACAGCACAGGCUUUUACUGCAUAGGUCUACUGACACAUGGAUUUUUUUUCAGUAAGUGAGUAUAGUGCUGUAAAUGUAUGUUUUCUUCCUUAUGACUUUCUUAAUAACAUUUUAUUUUCUCUAGCCUACUUUAUUGUAAAUACAGUAUAUGAUACAUAUAACAUACAAAGUGUGCAUUAAUAAACUGUUUAUGUUCUCAGUAAGGCUAUUAAUAGUUAAAUUUGGGGAGAGUCAAAAGUUAUAUGGGGAUUUUUGACUGGGAGGUGAAGGAGGUAUCUGCAUUCCUAUAGCCCCCCCCAAUGUUGUUAAAGGGUCAAUGUAUAUGAUAUUAUAAUGACAUUGGUUCUAACUCUAUACAUUUAAAUUUUGUAGUAAAUUUAGAAUGAAAUAAAAUUGACCUUGGCACUAACUGUAAAAACCAAGAAAAUGGAUGGGUAAAUAAAUCCUGAGGGGCAUGUUAGCUAAUUUAAGAAAACAAACUACUUUCCACCCUUUGGGCACAUAGGAAAAAUAAUAUUUAUUGACAUGGAAGCAUUCAGUUGAGGGUUAGUUACUCCAUCUAUUUGAAAAUAAUAUAUUGGUACUUAUAAUACUAAAGUGUUCUCCCAUUAGUUCAUGUAGGUCUUUCACUAUAUAGCAGAUUCUAGCACAUAUAUUUAUUCACUUGUGUUUUUGAAAAAACAAUAUUGGAAUUUAAAAUAAAUAACCUUAUUUCAAGUCAUCUUACUUUACAUUUUACUUAAGGUCAUUUUUUAGAAUUUCUUCAGUAAUGGUGUUUACUAAUACUGAAACUAACCUUUAGUAUGUGACUAAAUUGUUUCUGAACUUUUGUAAACUGUUUAACUUUUAGAGACAUAUUUUUAAGUGAAUUAUUGUACUAAAUUAUAGUUUAAUUACUUUCUCAAAGCCAUAGUAGUUAUUUCAGUUACAUGUAAAUAUAUUAACCAGUUUUCUGAAUGGUUAGUUGUUCUGCUUAAGUAUAAAGGCAAAAGCUUUUGAAAUGAUUUAGGAUGAUCUGAAUUUGAUUAAGAAAAAUAUUCUGUACCCUACCAAGCUUUUUGGGUUUUAGUGAUGAGCCUCAGAAAAUUUCACCCUGCAUGAAGCUGAAGUGGUCAGGAAAAGUUGCAAAGGAAGCCUGGACCAAGAAUGGGCUCAGGCUGAUUCCUUCAGUAUAGUGGCCACAGUCUUAGGUGCUGCAGUUCCAUAACUGUUGUUAGACUUUGGUUUUAGAAAAAUUUUACUGCUUCAAAGCUGCCUUGAACAGUGAUCUCAGCAUUCGUAUUGCCAAGUUGCACAUGCGUGGAAGACCUUUCAGUAUGGCCUGUGCGUCCUCUAGCUUGUUACAUAGACACGUGGCUUCCUUCACUCUUGGCCUCACUCACUGAGAAGAGACCCCUGAAGUCUACUAAAAUAGAGAUAUAUAUCUUUAUAUUUACUACUUUUUUUAUAACACAUUAUAAAAAUGAGAUUCUUAUAUCUGUUUUGUAUGAAGAUUGAUAUAUAGAGUUGUUCAAUAUAUUGAAUGUCUGUUUUGUAGACAUCAGAGCUGUCUCCGUAUACAGUAAGCACACCUGAUAGAGCUUUUUUUGAUUCCUAACAUUAGUUUGCUACUCAAUUUGGAAUCAAUUUACCUAACUUUGUUAUCCAGAAGAAAUACCGAUUAAAUAAAAGUGUUGAGUUUUUAAAUGAGAUUUCUACUAGAAAUAGAAAUCUUUGGAUAGUUAAAUUUGGGUGCAAAUAAGUGAAUAAAUGCCAUCCACUUGUGUAUUCACUCAACAAAUGUUCACUGUGUAGCAAGGCACAGCCCGUGGCCUCAUUUAUAUAUUGGAUAUGUUGAUUGCCUGUGUCUUUUACUUGAAAUAACAUUAUUUGUAUUGCAAACCUAUUCUAAUAUCAUGGAGGUAUAUAUACUGUAUUAAGUCAAGAACACUAAGUUGAUAAAAUGCUUUAGAAAACAUGCAUUUAAAUUUGAAUACCUAAUGCUUCAAGCAAAUUUAUUAGAGUUUCAGGUGAAUAUAUAUUUUUGUUACUGCCAAGUAAACGAGUAGAAAAUAGCUUUUACUUAAAAAAUAUUUUUGUAAGUAUUCAUUUACACAGUAUUCAUUAUUUUAAAUAGUAAAAUUAGUUCUAAAAUAGUAAUUCUUUUGAAUAUAUCCAUAUUUAACAUUGUAUAACAUCCAAUGUAUAAUGGCAAAUUUCAUCUGAAGGUGUUAUUAAAAUAGUCUAUUCUUUACUUUGUAAAAUAUACUUGUAACAUAGGUUCAAUCACUCAGCAUUUUGUGUAUGUUAAAAUGAUCAAAGUGUGUUAUGUAUUUUAUAUCAUUUAUUUUUGUUUACAUAAAAGACUAGAAUAGUAACAUUGUAUCAUAAAUGUCAAUAACAAUAAAGUAUAAUGUAGUAUGACCAUG